This is a messenger RNA of Cladocopium goreaui, 670 nucleotides long. The record is from the annotation of a GenBank genome assembly. Lineage: Eukaryota; Dinophyceae; Suessiales; Symbiodiniaceae.
AUUUUGCUCAGACCAGAGACUCAAAAGUCGCAGAGUACUGAGUAAAACUCUUAAGGGUCGAACUCUUGACUCUCAUGGCGCAAACAGCACUGCAGGCGAUGAAACAACAACGAAGGCAGAUUGCAAGAGAGGCUCGUCGGAUUAGGGCCACCAAGCUGUUUGCAGAGCAGCAGAGGCCAUGGUGGGUUCCUCUGCGGCCACCUGCCGAACUCGAAGCCAGACAGGUUUCCAACGUGGACUGCCACCGCGUCUUGGGGGCUCCUAGGGGGGCAUCCACCGAUCAACUUAAGGAAGCAUUUUUGGCACGGGCGAAAGAGCACAAUGCCAGCGACCUUGAUGGUGAGAGCAACUUUGUGGUCGCGCGCAUGUGCUACGAGUACUUAGCAUCGCCUCAUAAAGCCGAGGAAAGCCUUCAGAGCCCCCUCGCAACGGUCUCGGAAACCAUCGAUGUCCCGGCUGAGUUGCAACGGCAGAACCAUGCUUCGUUCCAGCAGACUUCCAGAUUCUUUAGCACCUUCAUGUUCAAGGUGGCAUCGCCAAACCACGCGGAGCGUCUCUCCAAGUGCCCUACCGUCAUGUUGUCAAUGGCAUGAGCACGGACACUCUUCGUAGCUGCUAGCGACCGGAUCCUUUUUGAUAUGAAGAGGUGGAUAAAUAUGAUUAAUGUUCG